AUGUGUCUGAAAGAGCAGGAUAUACCAAAGCGUGAUAAGGCCACUAUUGAUGCCUCUACAAGUAGAAUUAAUAGCUUACUUUUCAAGGUGAGAUCCCUUCGGAUGAGUGGCUCUUGUGCAUUGGAUCUUUGUGGGAUUGCAUGUGGAAGGCUUGAUCUUUUUUAUUUACAGGGAUUCGGGGGGCCUUGGGAUGUGGCAGGUGGUGCUGUGAUUGUUAAAGAAGCUGGAGGACUUGUGUUUGAUCCAUCAGGUAAAGAUUUUGACAUCACAUCUCAGCGAGUUGCAGCUUCAAAUCCUCUUCUGAAGGAUGCAUUUAUCGAGGCCUUGAGGCAAUCAGAAUGA
Messenger RNA from Ilex paraguariensis (yerba mate), 342 nucleotides. Lineage: Eukaryota; Viridiplantae; Streptophyta; Magnoliopsida; Aquifoliales; Aquifoliaceae. The record is from the annotation of a GenBank genome assembly.